This is a messenger RNA of Ipomoea triloba (trilobed morning glory), 574 nucleotides long. RefSeq names its product LOB domain-containing protein 4-like. The record is from RefSeq and is a predicted model, not a curated record. The coding region runs from base 74 to 574 and encodes 166 amino acids. The transcript has 2 exons. NCBI's taxonomy places the organism in Eukaryota, Viridiplantae, Streptophyta, Magnoliopsida, Solanales, Convolvulaceae.
GCAGAAAGACAGGGCAUUAUUAAUAUUAUUGUUUAGUCUGAGGUUACUACGUUGCUGCAUAUUGAUAGACGACAUGAAGGAAAACUGGAGAAAACAAGGUGGCUCAGCGGCUUCUCCAUGUGCGGCAUGCAAGCUGCUGAGGAGGAGGUGCGCCAAAGACUGUGUUUUUGCUCCGUAUUUCCCGGCGGAUGAACCUCACAAGUUUGCCAGUGUGCAUAAGGUCUUCGGAGCUAGCAAUGUCAACAAGCUGCUACAGGAUUUACCGGAGCAUCAGCGAGGCGACGCGGUGAGUUCGAUGGUGUACGAGGCAAACGCUAGGAUGAGGGAUCCGGUUUACGGUUGUGUCGGAGCUAUAUCGUCUCUGCAGCAGCAGGUUGACGCCCUCCAAACACAGCUCGCCAUUACGCAAGCUGAGGCGGUGCACAUGAGGAUGCGCCACCCCUUCUCCUCCUCCUACUCGCCGGAAAACGCAUCGCCGUCGUCGUCCAGGAACGCUCAUACUACUCACGGCGGCGACCCUUUCGGCACCGACAUGGCGGUGGACCAAAACAAUGUUGGGGAUUCCUUCUGGUGA